This is a messenger RNA of Hibiscus syriacus, 723 nucleotides long. RefSeq names its product bifunctional adenosine 5'-phosphosulfate phosphorylase/adenylylsulfatase HINT4-like. Lineage: Eukaryota; Viridiplantae; Streptophyta; Magnoliopsida; Malvales; Malvaceae. The transcript has 6 exons. Gene Ontology annotation, molecular function: catalytic activity. The record is from RefSeq and is a predicted model, not a curated record. Bases 76 to 486 code for a protein of 136 amino acids.
GUCUUGGAAAGGUGAUUAGUGUUUUAGGGAUUUAGAAGUCUCAACUUGGGGGUAAAUGGCGAGAGCAAUCUCACCAUGCAUCUUCUGUCAAAUCGCUCGAAGUUCCAACUCCACUCCCCUCCCCUCCUUCAUUCCGAUGACAAGGUCGUUGCAUUUCAAGAUAUCAAGCCUGCUGCUUUCAGGCAUUACUUGGUGAUACCAGUGGAGCACAUUCCAACUGUCAACGAUCUUCAAAGAGGAAAUGAACAUUACACAUUGGUAAGUCAUAUGUUAAAUGUGGGGGAAACACUGUUACACAGAGAUGCACCUCAGCCAAAUGAAUACAGAUUUGGUUUCCAUCAGCCUCCGUUGAACAGUGUCGACCAUCUCCACCUCCACUGUUUCGCUCUUCCUUUCAUACCUAGAUGGAAACAAUUAAAAUAUUUAUCUUUGGGGCCACUUGGGUUUAUAGAGGCUGAGAAGUUGUUGGAGAGGAUAAAACCUUAGUCACCGAUCCUUCCAUAGGUGCAAUUGAAUCACAGAUGGAUUUCUCUCCCAGAUUGAAUCGCAGGAUAGAAAUUUUCAAGUUUUGCUUUCUGGGUUCUUGAUUUUAUCUCUACUAUGUGUUUUUUUUUUCUUCCUGGUAAUUUUUGUGGAUUUAAAAUUUUCAAGGCUGGGUAAAUUAUUGAAGCCACGUACAUGUCUGUAAUAGUUUUAGAUUAGUAAGAUUAGCUAAUUUGAAGU